Messenger RNA from Dracunculus medinensis (Guinea worm), 228 nucleotides. Lineage: Eukaryota; Metazoa; Nematoda; Chromadorea; Rhabditida; Dracunculidae. The record is from the annotation of a GenBank genome assembly.
AUGGCCUACGUUAUAGUUGGAGGUGGUAUAUCAGCUGUUUCUUGCGCACAAGAGCUGCGAUCGAUUGAUGACAGUGCUGAAAUAAUUGUAAUAUCAGCUAGUCCUCUUCUAAAAGUUGUCUUCAACUGUGUAAAGGUUGUUAUUCUUGCCAACGGAGAGGAAAUUGGUUAUACCAAAUUGUGUAUUGCCACAGGUGGUCGACCAAAGGUGCACCACUUUUAUUGUUAA